AUGAAGGUGACUUCCAUAGCCUGCCGGCUGCUGCAUAAGCUGCUCAGGAAGGAACAUGCCCGCUGCCUGCUCCUGGACUGCAGACCCUACCUGCCCUACUCUACCUCCAAUGUCAGGGGAUCCCUCAAUGUCAACCUCAACUCAGUGCUCCUCCGCAGGGCUCGGGGGGGGACAGUCCCUCUGCAUUUCGUGGUGCCAGAUGAGGGAGUCCGGGGACGGCUGCUGGGUGGCCAGAUCUCAGUGAUUGUAAUCCUGGAUGAGAGAACACAGAGGUGUCAGAAACUGAAGAAGGACAGCACAGCUCAGAUUGCCCUAAAUACCCUGGGCAGCCUGUCUUCUGGACCCAAGAUAUGCUUCCUAAAGGGUAAGUAGGGGGAGUACAGGGCACCCACUAAUACAAUGAGGAUUAAAAUGCCGAAUUGUUUGGGUCAGAUAUGUAUUUACUUCAAUAUUUGAAAACAAAUAUUUUUCUAAAAAAAAAGCCAGUUUCUCAAGGCUUAUUCAUAGAUUGGUGAAUUUGGUAAUCCCAACUCAUGUUGAAUCCUGACAUACAGUGAGAUUUCACCAAGUCCUUUUUAUUGACAGCCUUACGUGACCAGCUGCUGACCUCGUAUUUAUAGCUCCACGAAGUUUAAACGUAUUUACUUAAACUAGGAGUCUGAUUGUAAAGUGGCAAAGCUGGUGCUGUAGUAAAUCUAUUUCCCCUCAAUGUGGAGGGAAUUGAAGGAAGUGACAGUUAUUUGCCAUUUCCUAUUAUCCCCUUUGCCUUCUCUUUAAACAAUGGGUCUGGCACUAAGCUAAUUAUUGGGGUAAUAAUGGCAUUCUAUUCUAUGAGCUCCAUUUCUAUUUAUGUUAUGACUACAAUUGUACAAGCUUUGAAUAGCUAAACCCCUCAAGCUUUGUAACUGGGCAUGUUACAUUGUUUUACAUGUGUUAUUCCCCAGGAGUUAAAGGGGACACUAAAGACAUUAAACCCCCCUGCGGGGCAUCUUCUAUGUUGGAUGAGGGCUGUUAAAGAAGGUUAUUUGCAGGUCAAAUUGUGUCUGUUUUAGCUCUCUCAUCACUUCUUUAUAUGCAAAUGUUCCCAUGUGUAUAGUAAAUGUCCUAAAUCGGGGGCUGGGUGUUAAGUGGAACAGUAGUAAAGUGGUUUUGAGAUUGAUUUGACCCCUUGCCCUAACUGCAAGGACACCUGGAUUGUGCUUGGAGGAUUUAUAAUGUAUCCAUUUGAUUCAUGGGUUGGACUCGUCCAUUCUUCUAGAAAGUUAAAUGUAUUGCUUUUUGUCAGAUCCAUUCUUUCCGUCGGUUUAGGUUUAUUAUCAAAUCUUUCCCUCUUUGUCAUAGUCUAAUCGCUGUUUACAUUAUGAAGCCACUAUUUCCGUGGCCUUGUAUAGAAAUGUUUUAUCAUAUUUGUUGACAUUAGCUUUUUUUAUUUAUUUUAUUUAACCCUAAUUAUCUUUAUUUAUUAUCCUGUAAAUAAUUAAAUUUUCUUUUCCAUGGGGUUCUCUGCAAAUGGCUCAUUUUUGUUGUACUACCACGAUACUGAAUUAACAAUUACAAUAUCCUGUUGCACAGUUGUGAGGUUUAGGUCGAUGCUCUAUAUGAAUGUAGGAAACAAAAAUUAAUAUAUGUAUAUUCUCUAUAUCGCUUGUCACUACGGCUAUCUGCACCUAGCUGAUGUAUAUGCUCAGAGUAUCGUUGUCUUGCUCGUUUAGCUAAUUAUUUGGUUUUUUUUUUCCUCCUUUACACGGCGAUGAGGUUUGGCUGUGCAAGUAAUGGAUAAUUAUCCCCCCACCCCACUUUUUGUCCUGUUACCUUCCUGGCCCCCCUCCCCAAUACAGGAAGAGACCUAUUAUCCAUGAGAAUUGUAAAUUCCCAUUUAGUUGCCUUUUCUAACCUAACCUGAUAUCCCCAGAGCCCUAAUUACAUCACAACAUAUGGAGCAAUAAUCUGAUCUGGGGAUAAAUCGGCACCUACAGGAAAUGAUCCAUGGAUACACCAUGGGGCACACCAUAGAGGAUUCCUCAAUGAUCUUCUAAAUGUCUUGGACGGGGUAUCCCAACACCCAGUCCUUCUAGAUAUUCAUUAUCUCACUGAAUGUUAAAUAAUCUAUUGCAUAACUGUCCUGUUGCUGAGGGACAGGAUAUGUUGACACGAAAGGGUCACCAAUCCUGUAAUUAAUUACUGUAUCUCAUUAAGAGAACUCGUACAAGGACUGAAUGUACUUUACCACAAUAUGAUUUGUUUUAUGAUAAAAUGGAAUUUUAGAUUACAAUAAACUAAUAUAUACAUUUUUUUAUUUUUUUUUUUUCUAGGAGGAUAUGAGUCAUUUUAUUCUGAAUACCCAGAAUUUUGCGUUGAUCAGAAAAGAUUGACUGCAGAGGAAAAUGAAACCGAGCAAAACCUCAUCCUCUGUGAAAAGCGGACUUCCUUCCACAAGCCAUCAUAUGAUCAGGUAUGUUACUGGGAUAUACAAUGUCUAAAUGUUCCUCACUGCUUGUAGGUCAGUCAUAUGUAAAUAUGUUUAUCCACGGCCAGCAGCUGACUGAACCACAAUAUAACCAUUUAUACCUUGUGAUUCUUUUUAAAUGUUUGAGUUUUGCAUUUUGUUACAAUAAACUGCCUGUGUUUUUAUUUGUCCACAUGAGAUUCUGUGAGAGCUGCUGUUGGCAUUUUUUUGCAGUGUCUCAUUGGCCUGAAUUUGGUGCUAGAUUUAUAGCUGAAAAGCUACUUUGUGAUAGAAUUUGAAGAAUUGUCACAUCUUGUACAAAGGGAUUUUACUAUUGUGGAGGAUUUUAGUAAAGAAGCAUUAAUUUAACUACUUCAGAACCAACCACCUACUAGCACUGAGAAUGUGAUGAUUGCUUAACCCUGGCCUUAAAGUGUUAAUAAUGCUAGUUUCCUUUGAUAGGAUCUGAGGAAUUUUUUUCAGUAAGUGUCCCUUAAAGCAAGCUUUAGAAAACUGCUACUUUAACUUUUAUUUUUUACCUUUUGAAAUAAAAAAAAAAAAUAAAAAAAAAAACCCACAAAGUUAAAACCUAGUAAAAUGAACCUGUUACUCUCCCAGUACAGAGAGUCAAUUGUCUUGUUGAUUUCCUUUUUGACCCAUUAGUAAAUCAUCAUUCAUGCAAUGAGUAGACCUGUUUCCGGGAUCAAUAGUUAUUGCUCUUAGCCAUUCAUGAUGUGCUGCUGUGUCAGACUGACCUUGGUGGGGAGAUGCUUCAGAAUCUGUUUCAUGUGUGACUCAUCCCUUGUCAGAGCACUGUGUGAAUAUAUCUUAUAGCUAUCCCUUGUUAGAGCACUGUGUGUGUGUAUAUACCUUAUAGCUAUCCAUUGUUAGAGCUCAGUGUAUGUAAAGAUGCCUUGACAUCAGUCCCUGGUUGGAGCUCUGUGUGUUUAUAAGCCCUGGAGCCAUAGGAAUAUAAUCUCUAGGCUUACAGUACAAUAUCCAUUCUAUCUACCUCUUGGUCUGUUAUAUGCUUACCCCCACCCCCAACAUAAAAUACUACUUUAAUGGCAGUAUGUAAAAUACAAAUACCUUUUCCCCCUUAUAACUGAAUUAUUAAACCACAGUAGUGACUUCUAUAAUUCAUAGCCCCGGCAGUAAUAUAACAGUUUGGGAGGCAGUUGGUUAAUUCCUAGUUAGUGUUGGCCGUUUCUCUAGGAUUAUGAGAUUAUCUUUGCAGGGCUAAAGGAAUCUUGUUUUACUGGGGAAUAUUCUCUCUUAAUUCUGGUUACCCUUUAUGUUCUGGAAGAAGGGUCUAUUUAUUAGGAACUAUAAUUGUUAAACGUUUGGAGGGGGUUUGUUGUUGGGUGUUCUACAGAUGGGUGUUUUCUUUUUGGUUUUUUUUUCUUUUUUUUUAUAUCUAUCUAUCUCUCCUAAACAAGGCCAUGUGUACUCAAUUGUUUUGAGAAUAAAACAACUUCCCCCUCAUAUCGGACAGUUUGAGUGUUGUGGGAGUUGCAUUGAAUGGUCAGGGAACAGGCUAAAUCUGGCACUCCAGCAGAACAAAAUGUUUAAAUCUGUAGAGUGAAAUUGUAUAAAAUGGAGCAAACUCUAUAUAAUGAAACCUCUAUUUUCAUCCUUUUCCAAAAAAAAUGCUUGAUGGCAAUAUAUUCCAAUAACGCAUGGGAUACAGUAUGUAGACUUGCACAGUGAUAGUUGGAUAGAAUUGAAGGGAUUAAAGCCAUCUACUGCAAAAAUACCCUAAGGUGACCCGAUGGUUUGGGUCUGUCCAAGAAGUGAUCAUGUAGUCACCAGUGGGUGGGUUGGUAAAGACUUGCCUCAUAUGUGGGGGACUGCUGAGUCACCGGCUUAUAAUUCUAGGUUUCAAAUGCAAAGAAAACAAACCAGAAAAAAAACAACCUUAUUUGGUUUUAUUUUUGAUAAUGAGUGACGCAUCCUAGUUACUAUUGGACAACAUUAUCUGGAAACGGGAUAAAGCAAGAGGGGCUUACUUGUAUGUGGUUUAUUUGCUAAACACAAUUGAAUUCUUCCAAAUCUGCUAUUAACAACAUUUUGAAACUGUAUUCCCCUCUUACUCCAAAGUGCUGUUAAAUGUAUUGGUAAUUCACCUCAGUUGAGAUCAUUUUUGAUUUUAUAUCCUACAUAUCUAAUAUACAUAUUUUAUUAUUUUUCCUUCUAGGGCAGCCCAGUCGAGAUUCUUCCAUUCCUUUACCUAGGCAGUGCCCAUCACGCUUCCACAUGUGACUUCCUGUCUGACCUUCAUAUCACUGCCUUACUGAAUGUCUCCAGGAAAAGCACAGACUCUUACAAAGAUCAGUACAUUUAUAAAUGGAUCCCGGUGGAUGACAACCACACAGCAGACAUUAGCAGACACUUUCAGGAGGCCAUAGAAUUUAUUGGUAAGAUUCAUUCUCAAUGGACCUUCUAUGGUGACUUAAUGCCAUGUCUUAUGACUGUAUCAUUGGCAUUUUGACCCCACUUAGAUCCUUAAAAUAAUGGCACAUUAAACAAAAUACUUGCGGGAAUGUCUGUUUUUGUUUAUGUAGUAAAUAUACAAACAUGGAUGAUACAAAUCAUAAACACGGUUUCAAAUAAAUAUUUUUAGAAAAAGAUGUUUAAAGCACACUUGGUAAGGACCCCCACUGUGCUUACACUCCAAAGGUGACAACGCUUGAACUUCACAAAUGCCCUUUCCAGUUGUGCCCAAUUUCACUCACUUGCUUUAUUUUUUAUUUUAUAUUUAUCAGUAUUUCUGAGAUGAAUCCUAUUUCUAUUUUUUUUAAAGAAAAUUUAGCUGUUAAAAUUAAUUCUCUGUAGUGUGGGUUUUUUUGUUUUUGUUUUUUUCUUUCUACCUUACAAUUCUCACAGUAAGGGUCCAUGUUUAAGGUUGAUGGUGGGUGGGAGGCCACAACAUGUUUUUACGACAUUGUAAAAUACAAUCUGACAUCUGCAGAGAGACUAAAACCAGAAAAGGGAAUAAUUAAUUUAAUGGGCAUGUUCAUAAGCAGGUAAUUCUGCCCAUAUUGACCCUUAGAGCAUGUAUUUAGAAGAUAAAAUAAACCGCACAGUCUGUAAUUACAGCUGCCCCUCCCUGUAAAUAGCCUUCUUGUCUGUAGUAGCCAUUAAUUCCAGCAAGCUUUCCUCUUGUAACAAUAGACUGUACUUCCCCAUAAACUUGGCUAAUGGACAUAUGAUUACUGUGGUAUGUAGAUGUCCAACAACCCAAAACCACUUUCAUGUACCUUCUCAGACAUGCUACCAUGGUAACUCAAUCUCUUGUUGGCUUUUAACUACUUGACUUUAACAUGUUAGAGAAAGCAUUUUAGGAUAUAAAUUUAAAAAAGUAACCGAUUUGUUAAACCCCAAAGAAUGUCUUCCAAGCUUUAUUCAGUAUAUGGGUUUCAAGUCUGUCAAAAGUGCCUUUCAAGUCCCUCUUUAAGUGAGAUAUUCUUUGUCUGCCAUACUAAAAUCUCUCAUUGAUGUUCUGUCUUUUUUUUUUUUUUUUUGGCUAGUCUGUACUUGACAUGCUUCAUUUAACAUUCUUCUGUUUUUUGUUUUUUUUAAACAGACACUGUGAGACGUGCUGGAGGAAGGGUCCUUGUUCACUGUGAGGCUGGCAUCUCCAGGUCCCCAACCAUCUGCAUUGCUUACCUUAUGAAGACCAAAAGAUUCCGUCUGGAAGAAGCCUUUGAUUAUAUCAAACAGCGACGGAGCCUCAUCUCACCCAACUUCAGUUUCAUGGGCCAGUUACUCCACUAUGAAUCUGAGGUCUUCUCUUCCAUGCAAAGUGCCCCUGUAGUGUCCUGCAAGAGAGACUCUUUGUCCUUCUUCAGUGAAGAAAUGAACAUUGGUAAUACUUUUGAGAACUCUUGCUUCAGUUUUCCAAGCUCCGUUUUGAACACUGUCCCUCUCAUGUCACCUGUCCACCAAUUAAAACUCAGCCCCAUCACAGCGACGUCAUCAUGCUGA
Messenger RNA from Pelobates cultripes (western spadefoot toad), 6433 nucleotides. NCBI's taxonomy places the organism in Eukaryota, Metazoa, Chordata, Amphibia, Anura, Pelobatidae. The record is from the annotation of a GenBank genome assembly.